Messenger RNA from Perca fluviatilis (European perch), 2506 nucleotides. RefSeq names its product 2-oxoglutarate receptor 1-like. Gene Ontology annotation, molecular function: G protein-coupled receptor activity. Lineage: Eukaryota; Metazoa; Chordata; Actinopteri; Perciformes; Percidae. Gene Ontology annotation, biological process: G protein-coupled receptor signaling pathway. The record is from RefSeq and is a predicted model, not a curated record. Bases 1434 to 2414 code for a protein of 326 amino acids. Gene Ontology annotation, cellular component: plasma membrane. The transcript has 2 exons.
AACUGGGUUAAUAGUAGGUGAAGUAUUUACAUUUAAACACAGCUUAAUGAUCCUCAAACAUGUGUCACACCUUCUCGUGUGUGUCAACAUGACCGUGGGUUACGACACUGCAAGUUCAAGAAAUUGAAACAGAACAAAGCCUGGAAAAGUUAAGGUAUGUCUAUGCAGUUUGCCCUCACACAGAAUCCCAACAGUUUUAUUAACAGGAUAAUGACACAAAACCAAUAUUUUUUCAGAAUGGUUUGCAACUGUGCACUGCAGCUGUAAAGUCAAGUAAUGUAAGUAAGGACAUUUUAAUGUUGCCUUUAUUUAACCAGGGGUAACGACUAAUUGGUAUUAAAACAAUCUAUUUUUCUAGAGUAUCCUGGCCAAAAUAAAACAAAUUACAAAGUUAUUAGAUUACAAGAAAAAUGUUUUUUAAAUGCGUCCUGUGACACCAGCUCCCAAAGGUUCAGGUGAUUUUUACCACAAUCCGAGCCGAGUGAGCAGCAUACUUAAAAGUGAGAAAUUGAGUUUGAACCACAAGGUAUGGUACUCUUUGAGUGAAAGUCCCGAGUUGGCGUUGUCGACGUUUGACCUGUAAUACAAUUUUGCCGAGGCCUCUUCUGGCCCAGUUGCAAGAGCUAAAAGAAAAAACUUUGAUUCAGGAGGUAAACAGAAACAGGAGUCCAACUGCAUGCUUUCAUCUCACAUUUGGACAAAAAUACAAUUGAUUUCCAGCACUGAGAACUAUUGUUAAUGUGUUGCAUGUUUUAAUUAAAACAUGUUGACACCUUUAAGAUUUGCUCACAGUUUCAGUGUUAACAUUUUUUCAAUGUUUGGAAUUGACGUAUUGAUUUAAAAGUUGCUCAUGGAACUAAGAGAAAUCUCUGGCCGCUGUUCAAACUAAAAAUAAACAAAGUGAAAGUUUGGACUUUCACACAGACGAUACUGUUAUUUAAGCAUUCCUUUCCCGCAUUUUGCCCAACUUCCUCAUUACUUCAAUCAGAAACCAAGGUCUUUGUCUACUAGAUUUAGCUCUUCAAGUCACCUAAGGUAAUCGCGUGCCUGUUUAAAGAAAUAACAAAGACAUCUUUUCAUUUUUAUUUAACAAAAGGUGCACUGGAGAGUUUAAAUGAUCAAAACACAAUGUGUUCCCAGACGUGCUAACCCUUUUUCAUAGCAGAAUCCCCUGAAACCCGAUCUGUGUAAAUAAAGUGACCCUUGAGCUUUAUCAGCUCAAGCAUGACACCAGGAAGUUAGUGCACAUGGCUGAAGGUGAAUCACACAACAAUGGGCUUUAGAACUAAGCUAUGCUGGAGUUUCCCCCUGGGUGUUGAAGGAGACAGGAGGGAGUAGGAGGAGUGACAGAGAGAUGGAUGUUAAAACAGAGAUGAGACGCUGAAGGCUUGGAGUGAGCACUGAUGAGGACACUGUAACUAAAAGACUCAGCCAUGGAACAUCCCAACUGCACCGACGUGGACCAACUGAUAAAACGAUAUUACCUGCCUGUCUCCUACACCAUCAUCUUCAUCGUGGGCCUGAUGGGCAACAUAACCUCCAUUGGCAUUUACGUGACAAAGCUGCGUCCCUGGAAGAGCAACAGCAUCAUCAUGGUCAACCUGGCACUGACUGACCUCCUCUAUGUUCUCAGCAUGCCCUUCCUGGUCCACUACUACAGCAACGGGGAAUCGUGGACCCUCGGCGACUUCAUGUGCCGCUUUGUGCGCUUUGGCUUUCAUUUUAACCUGUAUGCAAGCAUCCUCUUCCUGACGUGUCUCGCCGUUUUCCGCUAUGUGGUGGUGAGCAAGCCUCUGAGGGCAGCGCAGGUGCAGCAAAAGUUUUGGGGUAUAAUUGCGUGUUCAGCCGUCUGGAUCAUCACCGCUGCCGAAAUCACUCCUAUGUUGACGAUAAUAUCAUUAGAGCAGCGCAACAACAAGACGUACUGCUUAGACUUUGCUAGCACCAUAGACGUUAGUAACAUGUUAAGUAUGUGGUAUGUCCGGCUGCUUACUGCCUUCGGAUUUCUACUCCCUCUAGUGGUGGUAUUCAUGUGUUACAUCGGUAUAGUGAAACAGUUGGCCAAAGGGCCUUACACAACCAGCCCGUGUCGGAUGCGAGCACGGCGCGUGACCGUGCUGAUCCUGGUGGUGUUUGUGUUGUGUUUCCUGCCGUAUCACAUCUUGCGUGUGUUGCGGAUAGAAACUCGAAGGAUGCCGUGCAUGGUGGAGCACAUAGUGCAUGCAGCGUAUAUUAUCUCCAGGCCUCUGGCUGGAUUCAACACCUUUUUCAACCUGGCUCUGUACACUCUUUCAGGUGAUAGGUUCAGGAUGGCCUUCAUCAGCACUUUUCACUGGGAACACUGUCUGACCAAGUUCAGGUUGCUGCUCCAAGCCGUCUUUAGAAAGGAACGCUGUGACAUGCCGGCCACAUGACUGGCAACUGUCCAACGCCUGACUUUUCUUUCUUUCAUCUGUAUUGGACAUAAUAUCGAUACAUUUUUUUAAUUUUUUUUAAGUUUAAGUUU